Messenger RNA from Phlebotomus argentipes, 2453 nucleotides. RefSeq lists its product as uncharacterized. The record is from RefSeq and is a predicted model, not a curated record. Lineage: Eukaryota; Metazoa; Arthropoda; Insecta; Diptera; Psychodidae. Gene Ontology annotation, biological process: regulation of synaptic transmission, cholinergic; positive regulation of voltage-gated potassium channel activity; sleep. The coding region runs from base 422 to 916 and encodes 164 amino acids. The transcript is spliced from 4 exons.
UUCAUGCUGCACCGAGUUAGUUUUAGUUCGCAUGAAAAUUUAUCGUGAGACUUUUUGACACCGAAUCAGUGUGAAAAUAGUGCGAUUUUGAGACACUUUCGACACACAGAGUGACUUGUUGUCCAGAAAACCUCGUCAAUUUAUACGUAACGCACGAAAAAAGUGUGAUUUUCCACAUGAGGAGCACCUCAGAGUUCAUGGAAUAGAACACAAAAGUCACCAGUCAAAUUCAAUCAAUAGUGUUUUUUCGACACGGCGAUGAGACGCCUAAGAGCCGGGCAAUUUGAGGAAUCGUGACAACAUUUCCAAAGAAUUUUGGACAAAAAGCGCACCAGAGAAUCACAUUUGGACAGACAGCACUUUUCCGGGCCAUCAAGGAAGGAAUUCAAACGACGAAGAGAGGAAGUGAAUUGUUCUGGCGAUGAAUACGAUCAAUUUGUCAUGUGUCCUCACGAGUUUUACGCUUUUCCUCUUCACAGUGCUCUUUCAGCCAGUGAGUGGCAUCGAUUGCUUCAAGUGUGUCUCAUUCAAUGGCGCCAAUAAGGCGUGCGAUGAUCCUUUUCACAAUAACUUCUCCACCGCGAUCCUCGAGUCGCCCUGCAUGGGUGGCAGAAAAGGACGCGACGGACUCUUUCCGGCCACAUCGUGCAUAAAGAUAGCCGGAUAUUAUGACGACACUGGCGAGACGAUAACAGUGCGAGGAUGCGCCCUAGACAGUGGAACACUCACGACGGACACGGAAAUCAUCCGGAUGUCUCACUGUGGCAGAUUCUACUACGACGAGAGGUACGUUCACGGCUGCCUCCAGAGCUGCAACGACGCCGACGCCUGCAAUGCAGCUCCUCGACUCACCAACACGCCCAUCACUCUGGCUCUCAUCGCGAUAGUCCAACUCCUGACGGCGAUCCAGAGAUAGCACGUCCAGGACGUGACGGCGCUCAAUCUGUAAGAAGCACAGCCAUCGCCACCCUCCGCUUCUCAGCACUUUCACCCGUUCUCCCGGAGCUGAACUUAAUUUAUCAUGCGCCUUUCACGAAGGAGUCAAUCACAUGGGAAAGACGAGGUAUUUCGCUCUCCACUCAGCCAUGCAGGGGCGUAGUUAAGGUAGCCGGUGACAAUUGUAACGACUCUCAGUGAUUUAUAUACAUUCUCUCUUCCUUUCCGACCAAAGUUUGCCACUCAAUUCGUCAUGAAAUGAAUAGAAAAUCUGUCAUCAAUCCCAAUUUAAUGUAUAUUAAUUUGAAUUUCUCUGUCUGUGCCAUUGAAAAUGUAAGACGCUCUUUAGAAUACUUUAAUUUGUAGCAAAUUUACAACACUUAGCAAGAAAUUUAUCCAAAUAUUUAACCAUCUGAAAGUGAUAAAUACCUGAAAGUCCCGCUGUUAAAUUGUUACGGCGAUAAUUUCGCAUUGGGGUUGCAAAGGAAAUGACUAAAGAAUCUGUUUUUCAUACAUAAUAUUGGCUUUAUUUGAUUUGAAGUCCCAUAGAGUACAAUUCCAACUUGGAUUUUUCACUCAAUUACCUAUGAAUUCUCAAGCGAUUGACUUCAUGGAGGAAUUUAGAACCAUUUUUCUCGUAAUAACAAAUUUCAUUGUACUAAUCAAUCCGUAUAAAUGCAUAGGAUGAAAGUGCCUACACCUCUCACUAUUUCCCCCAAAAUAUUGUCCACAAUCUCAACAAGCCCCAAUCAUUGAAUUUCACAUAGAAAGUUUGUAUGACGCACUAUAAUAACGCUAAAGAGUUUACAUAACUGAUAGUUAAGGAGAAAAAUUACAACUCAAAGAACCAAUAUACAAUUGAACCAGUUUUUGAUAAAGGAAACAUGAUAAAUCAGGCUUUCUUCUACGUCUAAAAAUCAAUGACCAUCCACUGGAAGAAAAUAUCCUAAUCUGAUCGAGACAAAUUGUCGCAAUUAACUAAGGCAAAAGGUAAACUAGAAUUCCUAAAUUAAUGGAAAGAAAUCAAUGGCAGUCAUAUCAACCGAGUUUAAGUAUGCAAACUAUCAACUCUUAUUCCAUAUCAUGCACACAUGAAUCCUAAGUAUUAUCCUGAAAUAAGCAUAAUCGCAUUAAAACUGUGAGUGAAUAUUAACGUUCUUAAAUUUCACAUUGUAAGUACCUAUAUUGUUAAAGGAAAUUAGUGUUUUGUCCUCGAUAUUUUGAAACAUACUUCUUGGCUUUUAAUAGAUUUUAAACAUGACUAUAUUGUACACUUGAGAACUACCUUUCAUGGUAAUUUUAUCGAUGUUGAAACGAGAUGUUAUGUGAAGCACCUGUAUAUACUUCCCAAAUCACUUGAUGAAACUCAUUGAAUUAAUUAAUUUCUCCUAUUCUGCAUAAGUGAGCAUUGUUUGUCUAACGUAGACUCUUUCCUUUCGAACACAAUGCAUUUUCUCUCCUUAAGAGGAUUCAUCAAACACAAGAAAUUGAAUUAUAAAAUAAAGGAAUUAACGAUU